Saccostrea cuccullata (small rock oyster) is the source of this 1378-nucleotide messenger RNA. RefSeq lists its product as uncharacterized. The coding region runs from base 35 to 1378 and encodes 447 amino acids. The transcript has 13 exons. The record is from RefSeq and is a predicted model, not a curated record. NCBI's taxonomy places the organism in Eukaryota, Metazoa, Mollusca, Bivalvia, Ostreida, Ostreidae.
GUGUUUAUGACGAUUAAGGUGUAAGUAUAUAACUAUGUGGUUCCUGACUUUGUUAAUUCUCCACUGUUUAGGGAUUUCCAUUGGUGUUGAGUACAGCGGAUGUCCAGCCCUUGUGCGUGAGUUUCCCAGGAUUUGUGAAGAUUUACACUACUCCAAAUAUUGUCCCGACAGCUGCAGGUCUCAUCAAUUGACGUGCCACAACUGUCAUGAUAUUCACGAUCCUGGUAGCUGCACCAAAACAACAUCUUGUCAGCAGUCUGAGGCAUGUGUAAUAACCGCUGCUCUUGAUUCUUCCUUUAGAAUGACUUAUAGACAAGGAUGUUUUCCGAAAGAGAAUUGUAGUCUUUUUGUCCAUGACAAUGUGUCUGGCCGGCGGAACACGGUUCUUCCCGGGGACUGCUGUUACACCUCCCUCUGUAAUAACCGGAAACCGGAAACUGUAAACAGAACAUCAUUGACGUGUUAUUCCUGUUCGGAAACUACUCACCCUAGGGACUGUAAUGUGACCACUCAGUGUCAGCCUCAUCAGCUAUGUGUUGUUACCCAGGCCCUGAAUGCUGAUUUUAAAAUGGUGUACAGAUUGGGUUGUAUGGAUCGCCAUCAAUGUGACGCAUUUCGUCAUGAUGGUCUUGGAAACCAGCGCUCUAUUGCUGCUAGAGGAGACUGCUGUGAGCAUGAUAGAUGUAAUUCCUUGACACCUGAAGAAACCAAAUCUCCUACAUUUAAUUCCGAAGACUGUGUUGAUGUGGACAGCCAUGCUUGUCACGCUUUGAGAAAAGUCAAUCACACUGAUCGCUGUCUGGACGAUCACUUCGCCAACAUAUUUUGUCCUAAGACCUGUCAUAUAUGUAUUCACUGCUACAAAUGUUUCCUUUCAUCAAGCGUCCAUGACGACAGUCUCUGUCCCCGGAACAAUAACACAGUGUGUACAAGAGAUUCACAGUCAUGUGGUGUGGAAAUAUUUAAUGGAAUUUCAAUGAUGACUUGCUUCAACGACACAUUUUGUACAGAUGCCGACGGUGUUCACAAACGGUGUUGUAAACAUAAUUUCUGUAAUACUAUUGGAUCACUUACCACUACAACAACGACAAAAAUGACGGCACCUACAACAGCGACACAAAUGACGGCACCUACGACUACCACACAAAUGACGUCACCUUCGAGCACAAUGACGUCAACAAGAGAACUGACGUCAGCAAUUACGAAGAAAACAACGAGUUCAACAACAGCACGGACUACCGGAUUCAUAACAAUUCCUCACAACCAGGCAACAACAACAGCAUUCCAUUGGGCCACACUAGGAACGCCCCCUCACUCCACAAAAUGGGUCACUCUGCCAUGGUCAGGACAUGGAGCGAGUCCCCCCUCAAUAAAAUAA